AUGGCAUAUGGAGGAAAGGGAAAAGAAAAUACGACGACUAUAGGGUCGUCAGAUGAUUCUCCUGACACUACCAAAUAUACCGGGCCCGUCUCCAAUGUCUUGCGUCCCAACGCCAACAAUAUUAUCUCGGGCCAUGCACGCGCACCAUACGACUUUGAAUCAUUUGUCGACUUCCUAUCUCGAAACCAUUGCAUCGAGAUAUUGGACUUUUUAUCCGAAGCAAAUGCCUACAGUGACUCUUAUUAUAACUCGGGGGCCUCCGCUUUUGAAGAGCGCAUGACACCCGAGACACGACGCCUGGGCAAGCAGUGGAAGACUAUUAUGAGCACUUACAUAUCCCCCGGAUCUCCAAAUGAGCUUAACAUUCCGGAUGGUAUGCGGAAAGAGCUGCUUAACAAUCACGAUGUUCUUAUCCAUCCGCCGAACCCGACCUUGUUGAAUCCCACCAUCCAGCACGCCCGCGAGCUGUUAGCGGACGGUGUCAUAAUACCCUUCAUGAAUAGUAUUCCGCUGGAAAUACGUUCACGGUCUUUGUCCAUUGACAGAUACCAUCCUCUAUUGCAUUUGCAAGUCGCUUCCGAGACGGAUACUUCAACGCCUCGAGAUGCACGGUGA
Messenger RNA from Penicillium verhagenii, 615 nucleotides. RefSeq names its product regulator of G-protein signaling domain-containing protein. The transcript has a single exon. The coding region runs from base 1 to 615 and encodes 204 amino acids. NCBI's taxonomy places the organism in Eukaryota, Fungi, Ascomycota, Eurotiomycetes, Eurotiales, Aspergillaceae. The record is from RefSeq and is a predicted model, not a curated record.